AUGUGUCUUAUUCCAGAUGUUGAGGAUGAGAAAAUGAUGAACGUUAUACGUAUUUUGGGAUUUCUACUCUUGUCAUCAUUCGCAUUGCUUUUCUUUCAAGUAAAUGGUUAUAAAGAAGCGGAGAACUACAUUUUGUUUAUUGCUCCACCUGAACGUGGCCAUUUAAAUCCAGUUCUCGAGUUAGCCAAACAGCUAGCAUUCAGUGGAACUGAUAAAAACAUGGAAAUACUUGUGAGUGUACCAUCGUAUGCCGAUGUCAAUGUUUCGUCAUGGAUAACCGACGAAGGACUUAAUUAUCUCGAUGGUGGUGUUGCUCAUGAUGUGACUCUCGACGAUAUGCAUCAGUUCUCUUUAAUGGAUUCUCAACAUAUAGGAAAUUAUCUCACGUUUAUAUCUCGUAUGGCUGAUCUUUUUCACAGUUUCAAUCGUGCUGCCUAUGAAACCUUAUUACCUAUUCUUCGACAAAAACGUUCCAAGCCUCGCGUGAUUAUUUUCGACUUAAAUAUGCUAUGGGCCAUUGAUUUAGCCGAAGAACUCGGUUCGGUACCAGCCAUUGUUGUUUGUCCAUUUCUUGUCGAUGCUCUCAAUCUGCCUAGUAUGACACCCCAAUGGCAUACUCCAUCUUAUAUUGUACCGUAUUCACCAACAACAUUUCUUGGUCGUUUACAAUUAUUUUUCUAUCGUUCAAUCAUCUUACCAUAUCAAAGUUAUUUCAUCUUUUCUCAAGUUUACCAGCGUGAUUUCAAUUAUGAAUAUUUGAUAAAAAAACAUUAUCUCAGUGUGUUCGUUAACACAGCACCACCUUUUGAAAUACCACGGUCUACAAUCAAUCCAGCCAUUCAUUUCUUAGGUCCAUUUUCUUAUUCACAACGUUUACAACCAAUCGAGUCGAACCUACUUGCAUGGCUAGAUAAUAUUGUCCAAAACAACGACACACUGAUCUACAUCAGUCUGGGUUCUAUUGGUAUGCUCACUCAAGAACAGUCUAAUAAACUUAUUUCGGCAUUUCAUAAGUUAAUCGCAACCAAGUAUGCCUCACAAAUUCAUGUUUUGUGGGCACGAGGUAAUAUUCUACAAAGCAAUGAUAGUCGUUUCCGUCUCGAAGGUUUUGUACCUCAGAAAACGAUCUUAUCACAUGCUGCCAUGCAACAAGAACGUUCGAUUUACAUCAAUCAUUGUGGAAUGAGUUCGAUGCAUGAGUCAAUCAUGUUUGGCAUCCCACAAGUUGCCUUUCCUCUCUUUCUCGAUCAGCAUCAAGUCGCCAAACGUAGCGUCGAAUUACAAAUGAGCUUGUACAUUGAUAAAAAUCAUUUUACAUCCGAUGAAUUGAUUGAUAAGAUUCAUCAUAUUCUGAAUCAUCCGGAGAUUUAUCGUCGAAAUACACGACGAAUCGCUGAUGCAUUUCGUCUCAAUGGAAAUGGUCUACAGCGUGCUCAAAACAUUAUUGAAUAUAUGAGUAAAUACGGACGUGAUAUGGAAAAGCAGCUCUUGCCUUAUGACAGUCAGAUGAAUUGGUUAGAGAAACACUCUGUCGAUAUCUUCAUUUGUUUUCUUUUGUUUAUUUUUAUGCUAAUUAUCUUUAUACGAUUUAUUUGGAAAAAAUUGAUAUUUACUCGUAAGAGAAAAACAGAAUAA
Messenger RNA from Adineta ricciae, 1635 nucleotides. Lineage: Eukaryota; Metazoa; Rotifera; Eurotatoria; Adinetida; Adinetidae. The record is from the annotation of a GenBank genome assembly.